AUGUCUACCGGAACAGAAACAAGUGUAAUAAUCCUGGAAGGAGAGACAAUAUUGCCUCUCAGUAUCAUAUCACUGGAAACCUUUAUCGGAAGCUUGGUGAAUGGCUUCAUGGUCGUUGUAAACAUCGUGAAUCUUUUACGAUAUGGAACUCUAAGUUCUUGUGAUUUAAUUUUGACCUGUCUUGGCAUAUCUCGCUUUUUAUAUCAGUGGUUAUUCUUCUCCGUCUGCUUUUUUAUCUGGACUAAUGGUUUAGCAUAUUCAGGUUCACAUUUAAUUAUUGUCUUUGUAAUUGUGAUUUUCCUUAACAAUACGAGUCUCUGGUUUGCCACCUGGCUUUGCACCUUAUACUGUGUCCGAAUUGUUAAUAUUAACUGGAGCAUCUUCAUCAUUCUAAAAAGGCAUUUCGACAGAUGGAUCCCCUUCUUGUUGGGUGCCAGUACUGUAAUAUCAAUAGUACCCAGUAUAAUUCUUGCCUGCUUCUCUCAAAAACCUGAUAUGAACUUUCCCCUUCAACAAUCCGCCAAUAACACUACAGAAUUGACCUUCUCCAAAACACAACAGAUCAUCUUUAGCGCAACUUGCACCUCGGGCACCAUCCCACCCUUUAUCAUUUUUUGCAUAGGGAUUAGGCUGAUGGUGGGUUCUUUGUGGAAUCAUACACAGAGAAUGAAGAGUCAAUGUAAAACGAGUUUUAGAAAACCAUCGAUGAAAGCUCAUUAUGGAGCAAUACAGUUUAUGGGAUGGUUCUACCUUUUUUAUCUAUUUUCUAUGGUGGGCUUUAAUACCUUUGUGUUAGGAGGUGCAACUGAUCCGUUUGUUGCUCUAUUCUGCAUUUCUGUGGUUGGAGCUUACCCGUCCAUACAUUCCGUGUUUAUUGUGUUUGGAAAUUCUAAACUCCGCACAACGUUCAUUAAGCUCCUGAGAAAGGCCAGAUGCUAUUUCUUGAAAUCCCCUCAAACUGAAAUGGUAGCAAUAUAA
Molecule: messenger RNA, 978 nt
Organism: Pelobates fuscus (common spadefoot toad)
Lineage: Eukaryota; Metazoa; Chordata; Amphibia; Anura; Pelobatidae
Product: taste receptor type 2 member 40-like
Exons: 1
Coding region: 1-978 (325 amino acids)
Biological process (GO): detection of chemical stimulus involved in sensory perception of bitter taste; sensory perception of taste; G protein-coupled receptor signaling pathway
Cellular component (GO): membrane
Molecular function (GO): G protein-coupled receptor activity; bitter taste receptor activity
Source: RefSeq, a predicted model, not a curated record